AUGGACAAAGAAAUGGGAAAAACUGAAAAGGAACCUAAAGAUCAUUUUUUUCUUGUACGUACAACUUGUUUUCUACUGGGUUUCAUGAAUCUCGCACCUCUUCUCUUCGCCAGUACUGCUGCGGGGUAUUGGUUGUAUAAAUUUCGCGAUCCAAGCAUAGGUUCGGGAACAACCCUCGGAAUGGACAGAACUACUUUGCAAGCGUAUUACCAACCAGUUUCGAUGGUAGCUCAGCAAGUACCAUCAGUAACAAUGUCAUGUCUGAUGACUGUGUAUGGUCAUAAAGUACCUCAUAUGAGAAGGACCCUGGUGUCCUUGUUGCUAUUCAUUGGACUGUAUCUCUUGUUUACGUUAUUUACGCAGAUUAAUACGGAUUCAUGGCAAACACCAUUUUUUGUUGUGGCGAUUUUUCUUAGUAUGAUGAACAGUUCAUUAGCAGCCACAAUGCAAAUGUCAACGGCAGUUUUAAUAUCAAAGCUACCUCAUGAAUACUUAAUGUAUUUCCUAAUAGGACAAAACGGAGCUUUUAUAAGUACGUUUUUACAAAUUAUAUCUUUAGCACUAACGGAUGAUCAACCGACCUCAGGACUCUUGUAUUUCUCAUCGGGAGCAAUUUUAAUAUUAAUAACACUCGUCUUAACAAUGUUGUCUAGAAAGACGAAAGUGUUUGAAUACUAUGAAAUCGAAGCUGCAAAAGAACAACAUUCUGAAAUGAUUAACUGGGCUGAAGCUAAGGAGGUCAUAAAGAAAAUGUGGCCUUGCCAAGCGGUACUCGGUUUGAUGAUUAUGACCAUUUCUACGAUACAUCCUUCAAUUACCACCUUGGUAGUUUCCCAAAACGAAGCUAAUCACACGGCAUGGACCGAAAAGUUCUUUACUCCAGUAUGUGCUUUCUUGGUCAUAGAAGUUAGUGCUAUAAUUGGAAGAAUUAUGUCCAGAAAAUUCUUUAUAACGGAAUCAAACAAAUAUUUGUAUGUUGGAUUGACUGUCUUGAGAUUAUUUAUUAGCAUACCAAUUUGUAUGUUAUUCGAUGCAGAACCAAGAAAUUUUCCUGUGGUCUUCGACAAAGACUGGGAAUUUAUAGUUUUCAUGUUCAUUUUUGGAUUUACGAAUGGUUGGAUAUGGAACGUGUCUGCAAUGAGUUUAAAAACUUUGGUGCCAAAAAAACAAGAGGUUGCUUUUAAGCUACUGGCUCUGACAAUUUCGGUAUUUAGUGCUAUCACAGUAGCUAAUGGCUUAUUGGCUGUCAAAGUACUAUUAAUUUAA
Messenger RNA from Psylliodes chrysocephalus, 1266 nucleotides. The record is from the annotation of a GenBank genome assembly. Lineage: Eukaryota; Metazoa; Arthropoda; Insecta; Coleoptera; Chrysomelidae.